This is a messenger RNA of Besnoitia besnoiti, 822 nucleotides long. RefSeq lists its product as uncharacterized. NCBI's taxonomy places the organism in Eukaryota, Apicomplexa, Conoidasida, Eucoccidiorida, Sarcocystidae. The transcript has a single exon. Bases 1 to 822 code for a protein of 273 amino acids. The record is from RefSeq and is a predicted model, not a curated record.
AUGGCGGGCGAGGCAUCUUCGCCGAAGGGGCGCGGGUUGCGAGCGAAGCUGGGGAGUCGCGUGUCGACGCGUAUGAGCGCCGAGGACGUUUCGUUCCCAGAGUUGGCUUCGCCGUCUUCCGUUCCCCCCUUGGACCCUGCGAUUUCUCGUCCUCCUUCAGCCUCGCCGACGUCUCCGCUGCACAAGCAGUACUUGUCUUCCGGGAGCAUUGUGUCCAGCCCGCUCUCACGGGCUUUCUCGAAGGUCUCUUCGAUGUUUUCUCGUAGUCGCUAUGUCCGUGGCGGUUCCAAGACGCCGGACGCGUCGCGCGCAUCGGCGCCCGUCGCCGCGGGCACGGCCCCAGAGAGACGCACAACCUUCAAUUUGCCUACAGCUGGCGGCUUCGUGCGCCUCCCCACCACUUCGUCCGCCACCGUCUGCACAUCGUCGCUGCCUUCAGUUCUUCGUGCCUUCGCCCUCCCCGAAGAGCAAUCCAACUUCGCCCCCGUCGGCAGCGAAGUUCCGCCUGCCCUCCUUCCUGUCUGCGGCGUGCCGCUCGUUGCCUUCGCGCUCGACUUCCUCGCGAGAAAUGGCAAGUGGACCAGAGAGCGCAAUAACACGGGGACGACGAAUUUUGAAACCGACAGGCAUACUCCCGCAGAGGGUUUUAGUCUCCAGACGCGAAAUGCCGGCGUGGAAUCGGGCAAGAGGAGGCGUGCAGGGAGCCCGGCCGCGAGGGCGAAGGGGCGCGGAGAGGCAGAGCGAGACACCCACGUCGGCGCGGCGCGCAAUCUCCCUGAAUCGCCAAGUGUUUUCCGUGCGUCGAUUUCCUUGCAGGCGUGA